AAUGGAGGAUGUUCAUUGUUCGGGCAUCACUGUGAAUGGAGCAGGAGGAUAGGAGCCACCACGCUUUAAAGUUGGCACGUACGGAGAAAGAAGAAGCGGCCGACCGUUGAUUGGCAAACCGAGUGGAAGCUCAAGAAACCACUGGCCAAUGGCCAUCCCCCGACAUUGGACGGACCAAUGACCGCGACCGCCCGCUGAUUCGCGUACCUCGCUCUGGUUUUCUCUUCAGUUCGAUAGAGAGACAUCGAGACCACUCUCUCCUCUACUCGACUCGAAGCUUGUUUGAGAAAGCGUUGUUCCUGUGGAUCCUUCUUACUUAAGUCGCAAUUUCCCUCUCGCUGAAACGAAGAAUUAGGACCGAAGCUGACUCGGCCAUGUCGACCACUGCCGGACUCGUGAUCCCCUGCGCAGCGGCGGUUGCGUGGGAAGCCGGAAAGCCACUGGUGAUAGAGCAGGUGGAGGUGGCUCCGCCGCAGGCCAUGGAAGUGAGGAUGAAGGUCAAGUACACCUCGCUCUGCCACACUGAUCUUUACUUCUGGGAAGCCAAGGGCCAGACACCGUUAUUUCCUCGCAUUUUUGGCCAUGAAGCUGCUGGGGUGGUGGAGAGUGUUGGAGAAGGGGUGUCGGAUCUUGCAGUUGGGGAUCAUGUGCUUCCAGUGUUCACAGGGGAAUGUGGAGAAUGUAGGCAUUGCCAGUCUGAGGAAAGCAACAUGUGCGAUCUGCUAAGAAUCAACACCGAGAGAGGGGUUAUGCUUAGUGAUGGGAAAACUAGAUUUUCCAUAAAUGGUUCACCAAUAAAUCACUUUCUGGGCACAUCCACUUUCAGUGAAUAUACAGUUGUUCACGCGGGCUGUCUAGCAAAGAUUAACCCUCUUGCACCUUUGGAUAAAGUCUGUAUACUCAGUUGCGGCAUCUCCACCGGAUUAGGAGCCACAUUGAACGUCGCAAAGCCGAAACAAGGUUCUUCUGUUGCUAUAUUUGGACUGGGAGCUGUCGGCCUAGCUGCUGCAGAAGGUGCUAGAAUUGCAGGUGCAUCAAGAAUUAUCGGAGUCGAUUUGAAUCCAAACAGGUUCGAGGAAGCCAAGAAGUUUGGAGUGACUGAAUUCAUUAACCCAAAGGAUCAUGACAGACCUGUUGAACAGGUUAUUGCUGAAAUGACUAAUGGUGGUGUUGACAGGAGUGUGGAGUGCACUGGCAACAUCAAUGCCAUGAUUUCAGCUUUUGAAUGUGUUCAUGAUGGAUGGGGCGUGGCUGUGUUGGUUGGAGUCCCCAGCAAAGAUGCGGUUUUCAUGACAAAGCCCAUUAAUGUUCUCAAUGAAAGAACGCUCAAGGGGACAUUUUUUGGGAACUAUAAACCUCGGAGUGAUCUCCCUUCUGUUGUCGAUAUGUACAUGAACAAGAAACUGGAGUUGGAUAAGUUUAUUACUCACCGGCUGCCAUUCUCUGACAUCAACAAGGCUUUUGAUUUGAUGGUGAAGGGAGAGAGCUUGAGGUGCAUUAUCAGUAUGGAAGACUAGGAUUGGUGUUGGAUGCUUAUAAAAAAUCUCUUGUCGUGUUACUGCUAGUAACUUAUCUUUUUCCUUUGUGAGAUCAUGACAUUUAAAGGAACAUGCAGCUAUCGAGGCGCCUCGUAUAUUUGUGGCCUUCUUGGUCUUAUGAGAUGCAAUUAAGAGUGAAGUUCCUAGAUCCUUUUCGUU
Messenger RNA from Rhodamnia argentea, 1697 nucleotides. RefSeq names its product alcohol dehydrogenase 3-like. Gene Ontology annotation, cellular component: cytosol. Bases 375 to 1517 code for a protein of 380 amino acids. The record is from RefSeq and is a predicted model, not a curated record. The transcript is spliced from 10 exons. Gene Ontology annotation, biological process: formaldehyde catabolic process. Gene Ontology annotation, molecular function: zinc ion binding; S-(hydroxymethyl)glutathione dehydrogenase [NAD(P)+] activity. NCBI's taxonomy places the organism in Eukaryota, Viridiplantae, Streptophyta, Magnoliopsida, Myrtales, Myrtaceae.